GACAUCCGGAGCUUCCAUUGAUUUGCAGUGUGCCCAAUUAUGAUGCCUGAGGUGUCGGUGAAGUCAUAACACUCAACAUUGAGCAUACUGUACAUGAUACAAUCGUUUAAUUAAUACAAUAAUUGAAUGAAUGCAUGUUGUCUUCAUAAUGCAUCAAUAUGAUUGAUAAGAUCAAUACUCUCUCUGACAAUAAACGCACAACAUGGAUAAUGCAAGCAAGGAACGGAGGAAGGUCCUCCGUGGCUCCGUCAGCUGCUCACGGAUCCCAGUCAUCCUGUUGGAGCUCAGUUUCAGACCUCGGAGUGAAACCCGAUCUCUCUGGAUUAAGAGACAUAGUAUUCCGUACUAACAACGGCGUACUAUCUUCACAUAUCCUAUGGCACCACUCACCACUCGCCACUGUCCACAAACAAGACCAAAAUCUCCGAGUCCGUGCAUCCAGAUCCGGGACAAGACCACCAGAUGGUCACUGCUCCCGGCUUGCGCAACAUGGCAUCAACAUCCAUGGACUCCAGACAGGGGAAAAGACCGGAUUAUUGGGUCUUGCCGUGCGCAUCCGCCGCCAUUGUGCUGCUCGAUUGGCCUGUUGGGAUCUUCUGCAACGGACCACUGCAUUACCACUCUGACUAGUCGUUAAUAGUAGGUAGCUUGCAGAGCUGGGUGUCCUGCUGCUGCUGUACUAUCCUCGCUUCGGAUCGUCGGCUAACUAACUGUUUUGUUUUGUUUUGUUGCUAGGUAUUUGUAUUUUGUAUCAUACUGAUACGUCACUUGGAUUCAUGUCCUUUUAUCAUCAGAUUCAGGCGGUUGGUCUGACAGCCAAGGACCGAACCGUUCCUGAUACUAGCCUUGAGACAUCUUGUUGCU
This is a messenger RNA of Aspergillus wentii DTO 134E9, 864 nucleotides long. RefSeq lists its product as uncharacterized. The transcript has a single exon. The coding region runs from base 159 to 626 and encodes 155 amino acids. The record is from RefSeq and is a predicted model, not a curated record. Lineage: Eukaryota; Fungi; Ascomycota; Eurotiomycetes; Eurotiales; Aspergillaceae.